Molecule: messenger RNA, 381 nt
Organism: Trypanosoma rangeli
Lineage: Eukaryota; Euglenozoa; Kinetoplastea; Trypanosomatida; Trypanosomatidae
Exons: 1
Coding region: 1-381 (126 amino acids)
Source: RefSeq, a predicted model, not a curated record
AUGCGGCCGCCAUCUGCGGAUGCAAUUUCGGCGCCAUCACGGAUUUCAGUUUGCCGACUUUCAUGGGUGAAUGAUUCCGUACAGCAGCGGAGUGAGAGUGACGAAGGAGAGGACCUUGAGGGCACACGGUACUUCACUCAGCGUCCCAAGGAGAAGUGGGACUAUCAUCGUGUAGAUAAGAACAUCAACUCCUCUUCUGAGUUCCGCCGGACGCACAAUAGACCCGCAUUCGAGCAAGGCAUGUGCGAGGACAACUCCACGAUGGAGCGCGGUGAUAUGCAUAUUCCAAAGAAAUAUCGCCUAUAUGAGUACUUUGAUGAAUACACAAGACCUGGGGUAAACAAGAAGGUGGCCGUAUGCUGCUGCUGUUGUUGUGUUUAG